UAAAUGAUGAAAAAGUACAAUAGAAAGUGUGAAUCGUAUUGAAGCAACAGGUGCUUGGAGCAAGUAUUAAGUUGCGCAAAGGUGUUUUCCACAUUCCAAAACAGUGCGCUGUUUAAAGUUUCUAAAAAAUGGCACGAUAUUUCAAGGAGCAAGAUAUUGAUGAAUUCCGUGAAUGCUUUUAUCUAUUUGCUCGUUCGGGACACAUCACUACGCUCGACGAGCUAACGGUAAUUAUGCGCUCGCUAGGUCUGUCUCCUACUAUACAAGAGCUUACGCAGUAUCUGAAGAAGAAAAAUGGUCGCAUGAGUUUUGCCGACUUUUUGGAAGUGAUGCAUCAACAUUCGCGCGUCGAAAAUCUUCCAGAUGAAGUUAUUCAAGCUUUUAAGGCUGGUGAUAAAGCAGGUCGCGGAACGAUUCCAGCACGACAACUGCGGCAUUUACUGCAGAAUUGGGGUGAACGUCUUUCAUACCGUGAGGUGGAUAACAUCUUUCGUGAAGCGAAUGUAUCGAGUGGUGGCCACGUCCGUUAUAGCGAUUUUGUGCGCGUAGCUUGUGCUCCUGUACCGGACUAUUACUGAAUUGGUAAAUCAGAUGCGAAGGUUUGAUGGGUUAUCGUUACUCCCAUCGAUAACCAUAAAUUUAUUAAUUCACCAUAAAUUAUUCUUUUCUGGUGCAAAGAUCGCUUUGGGCCAUACCUUAGAGCUAGACGGCUUAGAAGACCUUCUCCUUUACGUAUGUGGACCCUAGUUGGGUGGAAUGGAAAGGUGAAUUUGUGCUAGGGUGCUCUUGAGUCGUAUUUUUUCUGAACAAGCAAGGUUAUUUCAAAUUUCUACACAUACAUAGUAUUGCCCUUUUAUUGGCAGCAUUGCACAAUGUUUUCUUUAUUUAUUAUUUUUUAUUACUAGUGAUGUGUUCUUUUGGUAGAAAAUACAAGAUUAAAAAUCUA
Anopheles coustani is the source of this 946-nucleotide messenger RNA. Its product is annotated as calmodulin. Bases 129 to 578 code for a protein of 149 amino acids. The record is from RefSeq and is a predicted model, not a curated record. Lineage: Eukaryota; Metazoa; Arthropoda; Insecta; Diptera; Culicidae. The transcript is spliced from 4 exons. Gene Ontology annotation, cellular component: myosin II complex.